AAAGGGAGAAUCCUAAAAAAAAUAUUGACAUAACACUUGACAGCAGAAAAUAUCACAACACGUGAGCUUGUGUCGGUAUUUUUUAAAGGUUAAUUACAAAUAACAAACAAGAAAAAUGAAAUUUAAAAAGGGCAAGAUCAACAAAAUCACUUUAUCCGAGAAAAUUGCCGAUGCCUUGACGUUGAAACCUCGUCCUGACAUCGAGGAGGACCAAGUGUUUGGGACUAAACCACAAACUGUUUCACGUGCUGAUUUUAGUUCUUCAGACAGUGGCGACGAGACUGCUAUCAGUGACUUUCGCAAGCGCAAUGUUCAUCUUUUGAGUGAAGUGAGUAAAAAGUACGACGGGCUUGUAAUAACCCGUAAACAACUCGAAAAAACCACGGAUGAAAGUACGAGUGAUGAUGACACUGAAGCAGAACAAAACAACAUUCAGAAUAACAAAGAUGCCCCUUCUGCAGAUAGUGAUGAUUCAGAAAUAAUCAAAAAGUUCAAACAAAUAACUGAUAUAAUCCAUUCACGUAGUUCUUCAGAGUCGGAAUUCCCAAAUUCUAUAAAAAAAGAUACAUCGAAAUCAAGAAGUAAUGAUAACAUACAGCCUCAUUUAGAAGAUGAUAACGACAGUGAUGGAGAGAGUGAUGAUUACAGUAUCACUCAGUUUAAAAAGCAGCUGGAAAAUGAUGAUUCUAGUAAAGAAGAAACUGAAGAAGAUGAAAGUGCGGAUGAUGAAAAUGAUGGUUAUGACAUCAGCCAACUUGAAGAACCUAUGAAGGAAGAUUUUGAGCAUGUCAAAAAGCAAAAUGUUUCUGAAGAAGCUAAAAAAGGAGUAUGCAUCAGAAAUCAACUGCUGUUAUGGGAAGGAUUGCUCGAAAUGAGAAUUCAUCUUCAAAGAUGUCUGAAUACAGCAAAUCAAAUGCCCAUGCCAGAUGUGCACAAUGAACUGAAAGGGAAUAGUGAAUUCAUGGAUGAAUGUAAUGCUACAAAGGCUAACAUAGCUACCACAUUAGACAAAUUCUUAUCUCUUCAAAGCAUAUUACUAAACAAGUUUCCUGAGACAAAUUCUUUAUCAUCAAAGCAGAAGCAACCAGAUAAGGAGUCUGUUAAAAAUAAUAGUGAUGAAGAAAUACCUAGCGAUAGUGAAAAUGAAGAGAUACCUUCUGAUACAGAAGAUGAAGCAGAGGAUAUAGUGAAAGAAGACAAACCUAAGAAGAAUGAGAAAGCACCAGUGGUAUCUAAGAAACGAAAAUUGGAUGACUAUGAGAAAGAAAUAUCUACAUCACAUAAAGUUUUCAAACCAUUCACAGACACAACUAUACAAAAAUGGAAUGAUAAGACUAGACUGGCAACUGCAACAAAUGUGAAAAAUACUCCAACAAACACAAUUUUGCAACAAAUAUCAUACAUUCUGUCAGACAAAGAGAAGUUAAUAAGGAGGACACAAUUGAAAAGGUCAGAAUAUGAUAUUGUUGGUCACAAUAAACCAGAAGCUACUGACAGUAUAGAACAGAACGGUAACUCAAAUCUUCUGAUUAAUGAUAGAAAAGACAAUGAUGAAUAUAUUCCGGAGAUAUUCGAUGACAGCGAUUUCUACCACCAACUCCUAAGGGAAUUGAUAGAAUGUAAAUCAGCGGACAUUUCAGAUCCAGUGCAAUUGAGUCGGCAAUGGAUAGCAUUGCAACAAAUGAGGAGUAAAAUGAAAAGGAAAGUUGACACUAAAGCCACAAAAGGUAGAAAGAUAAAGUAUGUAGUACAUAAUCAGUUAGUAAACUAUAUGGCUCCAGAGAAAUCUACAACUUGGAACGAAGAAAGUACCAAUGAAUUGUAUAGUUCUUUAUUUGGUAAAAUGUUUGAACAGAAUAAUGUAGGUGUAAAUGACAAUCUAAGCAAUGUAUUUAAAUUAAAUUAAACAAUAAUAAG
This is a messenger RNA of Chilo suppressalis (striped riceborer), 1917 nucleotides long. Lineage: Eukaryota; Metazoa; Arthropoda; Insecta; Lepidoptera; Crambidae. The record is from the annotation of a GenBank genome assembly.